AUGUCUCACCUACUUAAUACCGAAGAAAUUUGUGAUGAAGAAUGUGAGAAACAAGAUAAUUCUCAUACUCUCUAUCAAUUGUUAGUCGAUUGGUAUGGCACAUCCAAUCUGAAUCGCUCACUCUCUUCAACACAACUGACAGAUCAAUGGACUACAUUAUGGUUUGCAAAACGUGAACUACAAAGAUUAGCUGACGAAAAGCUGAUGAAAUAUCAUUCGGCUAUCGAACACUUUCUUGAUUUUCAACCAGCCACUCUAAAAGAAAAAAUCGCAUUGAUUAUUCUUUACGAUCAAGUCACUCGAAACAUCUUCCGAGGAACUGCCAAUGCCUACAAAUACGAUAACAAAGCUCAACAAAUUGCUUUAUCAUUGAUCGAAAAUGUGACCCUGUCCGAUAUUCCGAUCCAGUUUCUUCUGACUAUUCUUAUUUGUUUAAUUCAUUCGGAACAAAUCCAGCAUGUUGAUCUAGUGAAAGAUCGUAUUGAACAAUAUGUGUCAACCAAUUCGUCAGUCGAUUCGAAUCUUCUGCGAUCGUUGAAUGGUAUCGUGAGAAAUCAUUAUGAUCGUUUGGAAUUGUUCGGUCGAAUUCCCGAAAGAAACCGUUUUAUUAAUCGAGAAUCAACUCCAGCUGAAAUUUCAUAUAUGCAAGCUGUACAGGCAAAAGACGCUUUUUCUUUUUACUGA
This is a messenger RNA of Adineta ricciae, 684 nucleotides long. The record is from the annotation of a GenBank genome assembly. Lineage: Eukaryota; Metazoa; Rotifera; Eurotatoria; Adinetida; Adinetidae.